Molecule: messenger RNA, 3624 nt
Organism: Melospiza melodia melodia
Lineage: Eukaryota; Metazoa; Chordata; Aves; Passeriformes; Passerellidae
Exons: 3
Coding region: 1154-3514 (786 amino acids)
Source: RefSeq, a predicted model, not a curated record
CCCUCUGGCGCCCCUGACUAACUUGUGUCAGAAGAGACUCCCCCCCGGACCAGUGCUUUCGGUGGACGAAGAGUACCCUGCAUCUCCUGCUCCAAUUAAGAGGAAACAUCUUGUCGCUCUCUCUGUAAUCUUUUAGAAGAGAAUAAGUUGAUAGACGUCUGGGAAGAAAUUUGUCACCCCCCCUGCAAUUGUUAUACUGUCUACAGUUGUGAUUGCAUGAGUUUGGCAAACCGGUAUCUCGCGGUCUGUAGGCGACCUCUCGUGACCAAACCUGGUAAAACAGUCCGUUCUGAUAUAGACCAUAAGAAUCUUUUAGGAAAACCCCUACAAGAAAAGUGGGAGGGACCUUUCCAAGUGCUGCUGACUACCUUCACCGCGGUUCGGAUCAAGGAACGACCUACGUGGAUCCACUAUUCACGGGUCAAGAGAGCUCCGGAAAACAAACAAGAAGAGCUUAAACCUGCCCUAGAUGUACAGACUUCUGAGUCAGCUGACUCCGCAGGAUCACGUGAGAAUCCAACAUAAACUAACAUUGACUUUGCCAAAACCUUUAUCUAUCAUAGCAGAAUUUAAUGCCGAAGCUAGAGCUGCAUUGCGUAGCACGCCAAUACAGUGGAUAGGGUGGGUUGAAACAUAUAGUCAACAAGGACCUGACCCACAGGACCCUAUUCACGAUCAGCCGUGUUUUGGGUGUGGGGAAAGAAAUUGUGUGGGACUAAUUGGAUUUCUUUGUGGAGGUUGUGAUAGAAAAUUUUGGAACGUACAAAGUUGUUUACUGGACCUCCAAUGUUAUGAGUGUAGCUGCAAAGAAGCAAGGGAAAAUGACGACUAUUUGGCCUUAGAGAAAUUCGCCAACAGACCCAUUUUAGAGGCUAGGGAAUUGUUUGAAGCUCCCGAACAAAUUGUAUUAGGGUGGUGCCAUUGGAAAGUACACCGCUGGUUACAAUAUUGUUUGAAACUUAGUCGUUCCAAGGUUUUAUCGACCCGCUGCUAUUCUUCUCUCCCACGACAUCCACUAACAAGUGACCAAAUUGGACCCUUUAAAAAACAAAGAGAUUUAGACACUGAACUAGAAAAGGUUAUUUUACGGGUAGAACAAAUUCGCAUCAAACAACGAGAGCGCCAAAAGAAACAAAAUUGACAGCCAGACAUCAUGACCCCGACUCCACCUCAAACCUUUGCAACUCUGAUCAUUGGACUCUCGAUAAGUAUAGCUCUUCCCCAAGACCCUUCCCCAAUAGACCCAUGGUCUCAGGCACACCAGUGUAUCCAUCCAGAAUUGGGAAUGAGGAAACUCUAUUUCGAGGUUUAUGCCUUACGUAACAACCAGCCAUUUCCAAGUGAAACAUGGGAGCGGCUCUCCAUGGUAGCGAACAAGGGAGACCAGAUUCAGGUUGGGUGUCGAGAGCUUGACCCGGUAGAAGGACCGGUAGAAGGAAAAACGAGGCGACUAGUAUUAACCAUUCAACCCUCGAACCCAGACUCUGAAAAUGACAUAAUCACCUAUAGUCCAGUGAAGAUGGGCAAGCCCACUAUUUGGACUCAGCAUAAGGGCCCGAUUUCAUGUCAGUGGGCUGAUUUCAGGGGAGAUCCACCCGGGUCCCAACCCCGGACCUCGGUAAUUUAUAGAGAGGAUUCGCUUGGGGAACUACGUCCCCAGAACAUAACCUAUAACCCUCACCCCCUUCUCCAUCUUCCGGGAGAAAUUGUAGCAUCUAGUGGCCCAAAGGAAGGGAAAGCACAGUGUGAGAUGGCAUUCAGAUUAGAUCAGGCAAUGAUGUUCACGUGUGAAAGAGAAUCGAAGACACUGAGACAGGGUUCUUUCUUCCCUAAGCGUAAUGGUGCAUAUGAGGUGGGCGUGAUCCCAUCAGAUCCGGAUGUAAACUCGACCCAAGAAACCAUCCUACCAGUGGAAUGUAAAGCAGUACAUAACCUAACCUUUAUAGGGCCUCAGGUGAUAAGAAAAUCUAACGAACUAAAAUUGUUGUUAGACCCCACUUAUUCCCUGAAAAAGGUGCAAAUGAACAUUCAGACCGAUAUUACUUAUUUGCAAAAGGAUUGCCGACCAUUUAUACAGCAAAGCCUUAAGGGAUGGAAUGCAUGGUUAGCGACAAGGUCUCAUCACAGAAGAACAAAAAGAGAUCUAAGUGGGUGGAUUGGCACCGGAUUUGGCAUAGUAAACACAAUAGAUCAAGAAGUAUUAGUAAACAAGUUAAGUACCGUCACAUCAAGCUUAGGAAAGCUUAAGGUGCCCCUCAGUUCAUCCAUGUUUACAUUAGCUGAAACACAAUCACUAGUGGUGAAAUUACUAACCAUGGUAGCAAACCAUACUGCAGAGGAUUUUGUGAAGCUCGCUGACUACACAGGGGAACUUAGCAGAGACAUUGCACUCGCUAUCCAAUGCUCUCAGACGCAACAAUGGGUGCAAUCAGUAGCGGCAGGAAUAAUGAGAGAAGGAACGUCAGGUAUAUUACCUCAAGAAAUAAGGGAAACAAUAUUAAAGGACAAUCAUACUACACAAUUUGAGCGGGACCAUCAGGCUUGGUGGCAAUUAGUGAACUUCACUUAUGAGCCUCAACAGGAACACAUUGAAGCUUAUGUUCUCACCAUUAGUGCGGCAGAGGAAAGAGCUAUCUUUCCCAUCCUCACCCUAGGGACAAUACACCAAGAUGCCAUUGUCAGGCCAAUAGACCAUAACGUCUGGGCCAGUUAUGAUUACACCAAAAAUAGGUGGCAAUCGGUUAGCACAGAAGCAUGUAUCCCUAGAGGACAAUUAGGCUAUGUUUGCGAAAAUGCUGUGGUAGAAGCCGAAGAUUUAUGUUUAGAUGCUGAAAAUAGUGUAUGUACCUUAGAAAUGCUUCCGCAUGAUAGAACACAAUCACAAGUUUACUAUAUAGGAAAUGGGUGUGCUUGCGUAAGGACGGCUUGUGACAACGUCACUAUAGAUAAUUGCCAAGAAGAGACUAACAAUACUAACUUUUGUGUAUGCAACUUUGCCAAGAUCGUAGGUUGUGAUUUUCAUUACACUGUCCCAAUAACUACCCAACAGCUAAUUAACGCAAAUUUCAACCUAUAUCAAGAGAUAUCGAAAUUACAAAUAGGGAUGGACGUCAAGAUUCUUAAAGCAAUGCUUGCACACCCUGAAGUAAAGAAAUUGGUGCAAAAGGUGAAUCAAACAACUAAACGAAUGGUAUGGCAGAUCGAACACAAUUCAGAGAGAAUAAAAAAUGUCCUGACCAAAGUAGAACAAGUAGGCCAGCAUCACUGGUGGGACAUCUUUACAGGAUAUUCCCCAACAGCUACACAGGUCUUCCAUUACCUGGUGCACCCAAUGCUAGUAGUAAUUGGAGCUUUGCUGUUACUAACUCUUAUAAACAUUUGUUUGUGGUGGAGACUCAGGAGCAUAAUGAAAAGGACCCAAAUGAUUUGGGCAAUGGUACGAGCCUAUCAACGUCCUGUGGGACCAGAACUUGACGAAAGAAUUCGUAAGUUACAAGAAAAAGGGGGGAAAUGAAGCCCUAAAGCAGAUAGCCUUCUAGAAGUAAUGGGUUAAAACAUGGAAUGUGAGGCCUGUAAAGCGGGGCCUAGCACUAGAACACACGGAGAAAGCACAGCACUAGGAAA